This is a messenger RNA of Eurypyga helias (sunbittern), 733 nucleotides long. RefSeq names its product zinc transporter 5-like. Gene Ontology annotation, cellular component: membrane; Golgi apparatus. NCBI's taxonomy places the organism in Eukaryota, Metazoa, Chordata, Aves, Eurypygiformes, Eurypygidae. Gene Ontology annotation, molecular function: zinc ion transmembrane transporter activity. The record is from RefSeq and is a predicted model, not a curated record. The annotation marks the transcript as partial. The transcript has 4 exons. Gene Ontology annotation, biological process: transmembrane transport; intracellular zinc ion homeostasis; zinc ion transport.
AUGUUGACCACUCCCGAUAACCUUCUCUCCCUUCACGUGCUUAGAGAUGACAUCCAGGAUGAGCUUUUCCGCAGUGUUUCCAGGGGCGAAGGUGAGGCUGACUGGCCUGUAGUAUCCCAGGUCUUCUCCUUUUUGGAGACUGGUGUGACACGAGCUCUCCCCCAGUCCUCAGACACCUCUCCUGUUCUCCAUGACCUUUCAGAGAUGGUGGAGAGUGGUGUCACAGCUUUCACUUUUGUGGAGCUUUUUUAUGGAGUGUGGACCAAUAGCCUUGGUCUUAUUUCUGAUGGAUUUCACAUGCUUUUUGAUUGUUCUGCAUUGGUGAUGGGGCUUUUUGCAGCUCUGAUGACAAGAUGGAAAGCAACUCGAAUAUUUUCCUAUGGGUACGGACGUGUGGAAAUUCUCUCUGGAUUUAUUAAUGGCCUCUUUCUGAUGGUAAUUGCUUUCUUUGUCUUCAUGGAAUCGGUGGCCAGACUGGUGGAUCCUCCAGACAUAGACACAAAUAUGCUAACUCCAGUCUCUGUUGGAGGACUGAUUGUAAACCUCGUCGGUAUCUGCGCCUUCAGCCACGCGCACUCCCACGGGGCUUCGCGGGGAGGCUGUCACUCGCACGAUCACAGCCAUUCUCACCACGGGCACAGCCACGGACACGGCCAUUCCCACAGUGACCAUGGGCACAGCCAUGGGCAUUCCCACGGGUCUUCUGGAGGAGGCAUGAAUACCAACAUGAGAG